Papaver somniferum (opium poppy) is the source of this 1233-nucleotide messenger RNA. RefSeq lists its product as uncharacterized. The transcript has 3 exons. The record is from RefSeq and is a predicted model, not a curated record. Lineage: Eukaryota; Viridiplantae; Streptophyta; Magnoliopsida; Ranunculales; Papaveraceae. The coding region runs from base 1 to 1233 and encodes 410 amino acids.
AUGAAAGAAAAGAAACAUAAGAAAUCUAAAAUCAAAAACGUUUGUCGCGGUGAGGAUCCAAAUAUUGGAUUGCAUGCCCGUAAUAAAGAUGUUUUAACUCACGAACCUGAAGAACACGAAGAAGAUGAAGUCCUUGAAGUAGGUGAUUCUGAUAGCGAAACUCUCAGGAAACUUCAAACAGCCCCGAUUAGGGAUAGGCGAGGUAAAAAAACCGAAGAUGCAAUUGUCUCAGAUAGUGCAAGAAAUAAAAGGCGUAGGAACUUGACAGUUAGUGCAAGGAGAGCUAGGACUGCACAAGCCACUUCAAGUGCUCAAGAUGGAACUCAACAAGCAAGUCAACAAGGUGUUCAACCAACUUCCCCUCAAUCAGAACCAGUUCAAGAAGGUGUUCAACCAACUUCCCCUCAAUCGGAAACAGUUCAAGAAGGUAUUCAACCAAGUGCUCCACAAUCACAAGCUCAAAUUCAACUAGAAGCACCGGUAGAUAGAGUACCAGAAGUAGGACAACCUAGCAGUGCGCAAGAAGAAGGAGAAGCCGAAAAGAAAAAUCCUCCUCGAAAGAAAGCGAAACACCUUGUCCCACAAAAACUGAAGGUGAGGGAUAUUCCAGAAGGCGUAAUCCUUGGGUUGCCGGAGGAUGAAUAUCAUUCUGAUGUGGUUCGUAUACUCAAACCCACCGCCGCACCAACUAAAAUGCUGGAUUGGCCUUUGAAGGAUGAAUGUGAAAGGUUCAAGACAAUUAUUGCAAAUUCGGGGUUGGCUGAUGCUUCUGAGAACUCUAUGUUGGAACAUGACUGGGUAGCUAUAUCGGCGUUUAUGGAGAGACUUUAUGUUGAGACCGACACCUUCCAUAUGCCGUUUGGGGAGAUGACGAUUACCCCAGAUGAUGUAGCGGAGAUUCUUAGGAUCCAUGUUCAUGGCAAAGGUGUCAGGGCUGAGUACACAAAGCAGUUGGAGUGGGAAAAACUUUAUACUCUAACUAAGGACUAUUUUGGUUGGGAUGCAGAAACAGCAAAAACUGAGUUCAAUAGAUGCAUGAAGUAUAGAACUAGAAAGUUCAACAUAAGUACUCUGAUGGAUAUGUUCAAGGGCACCAAGGAAAAAGAAGAGAACGAAACUUUAAAUGAUGAGCAAGUCAACCACGAGGCCACCGCAUAUCUCCUAUGUGUAUUUGGAUGUUUCAUUUUCCCCAAUACCAGUGGCAGUCGGGUCGACGCCAACCUUUUACUGUAA